AUGUUGCAAAAUCCAUUGAUAUUUAUCUCUGUAUUUGUUUUAUUUAUUGGCAGUCUUGUGCAACAAUCUCAAUCAAAUGUUCAGAAUUGGAAUGAAGAUAGACAUGAUAAAUUACUAUAUCGACAAAUAAGAGAAGUACAACCUUCUCAAUCGGAAUCACAACCAUCGAAGAAAAUUGCUGAUUCUCCAGUUAAACCUUCUUCCCAUAAUGAAAGAUUAUCCGAAUCAGAAUCAUCUUCUGCAUCACUUGCUAACAGUAUAGAAUGUAAAGUUGAUGUACAAAAAUAUUGUACUAAAGGUGGCUCAAAAUCUAUUCCUAAUUUGAAAGUAUUACAAUGUAUUGAUGAUCUUGAUAAUGCUGCAGAUGUGAUAAGUAAAGAGUGUCAAAAUCGUAUUUAUAAAUUUAAAUACAAUAUGACACGUGAUGUACGUUUUGAUGAUGGAGCAAUUAAAUUCUGUGCAAAAGAUAUUAAAUUAUUAGAUGAAUGUAAUGAAUUUACAGAUGAACGUGGAACCGGUCGUCUUAUUUCAUGUUUAUAUGAUCGUUUGUCUAAUAUAACUGAACCACCUUGUCGUCAUUAUAUUAAUCAAUUACAAUCAAUCAUAUUUACUGAUUGGCGUUUAUCGGAAUAUUUUGCUAAUGCAUGUUGGAAAGAUAUCACAGAACUCAAAUGUGGACGAUUAGAUGAUGAAAACAAUACUAUACCACAUAACCAAGGUGCUGUCAUUGCAUGUUUAUCAAAAAACCAUAAAGAUUUAUCUAAAAUAUGUUCGAAACAUACAUUUCGUUUACAUGAAAUGCAAUCAGAUGAUUAUCAUCUUGAUCGUGCAUUAUACUAUGCAUGUCGUGAGGAUCGUGAACAUUUUUGUUCUCAAGUUUCAAGUGGAAAUGGUCGAGUUUAUCGAUGUUUAUAUGAAAAUAAAUUUAAUACUAUGAUGUCAACAGCUUGUCGUAAAGAAGUGCAUCGACGACAAAAACUAGUCGUUUCCAAUGCUCUGUUAGAUGCACCAUUGAUUCGAGCAUGUAAGAGUGAAAUGAAUGAACAUCAAUGUGUUAAUAAUCCACAAGAUCCUGAUAAACAAUUAUCACUUGUUAAUUUACUUCUUUGUCUUGAAGAUAGAAUUAAAAAAGGUAAUCAAAUUAAAGAUGAAUGUCGACGUGACAUGCUUAUUCAUCGUCGUAUGUUAAUGUCGGAUUAUGCUGUUUCACCUGAAAUUAUUUCAAAAUGUAACACUGAAAUGAGUCAACAUUGUUCUUCAUUAUAUCAAAAAGGUUCUACUGGUACAAUUGAUCAACGUGGUGGUCGAAUGAUUCAUUGUUUAUUAAAUGCUGCACGUCAAGAAAAUAAUUUUAGUCGUGAAUGUUUAUUUAAUAUUAAAUCAUUAAUGCGUGCUGUUGAUCCAGGUAAUGAUAUACGAGCUGAUCCAUUACUUGAAACAGCUUGUCGAUCUGUCAUUGAUACAUUAUGUACAAGAGUAAGAUCUGGUGAUUCAAAUGUAAUUAUGUGUUUAUUGGAUAAUUUAAAAAAUACUCGUAUGACAGAAGAAUGUGAAGAUCGUCUUAUGGAAGUUGCUUAUUUUAUGGCACGAGAUUGGAGAUUAACACCAAGAUUAUUAGGUGCAUGUCAAAAAAAUCUUAUUGAUUUAUGUAAAUUACCAUCAAGUUGGUCAAUGAGUAAUAAUAUGAGUGAUGUUCAAUUAGGACAAUAUUUAAGUUGUUUAUAUCAACAGAAACAACAAUUAAACAGUGUUUGUCGUAGUGAACUUAAAAGAAUAAUGAGUAUUCGAACGAAAGCAAUUGGUUUAAUGCCUGAAAUUGAAGAUAAUUGUAUAACAGAUUUAGCAACAUGUAAAAAUCCAGAAAUUAAAGGAGAAGAAUUAAAAUGUUUACAAAAGAAAUAUAAAAAACUUGAAAGUGACUGUAAAUCAGCUAUUCAAAAAUAUACAAAAAUGACAAUAUCAGAUCCAACUGUUGAUUUUGUUCUUAUGAAAACAUGUGAACCAAUGAUACAAAUAUUUUGUUCAAAUAUUGAAGCUGGAAAUGAAAAUGAUUUACUUCGUUGUUUAAUUAAAAAUAAAAAUAAUCAAAAAAUGGAUUUUCGUUGUAAAACUAAUAUUGAACAUUAUCAGAUAAUGAGUUUAAAAGAUGAAGCAUUUUUAAGUGAACAAUUUCGACAACAUUGUGAUCAAGAAAUAACUAGUCAUUGUUCAACAAAAAAGACAAAAGCAUCAGUUAUUCAAUGUCUUGCUAAUCUUGUUCUACAAGAUGUUAGAAAGAAACAAAAUCAAAUAAAUGAAAAUUGUCGUAAUGAAUUAAAAAUUGAACUUCUUCAACGUAGUGAAAAUAUUAAUCUUGAUCCAUUAUUAGCUAAAGCAUGUCAAAAUGAUAUACGUAAAUUUUGUUCUUCUCGACUUGCAGGCAAUGCUCAGAUUAUUGAUUGUCUAAAAACUAAUCAUAAUAAAGUAUCAGAAACAUGUUAUGCUAAAUUAAAAAAACGUGAAAAACUUGAUGUUGUUUUACCUGGAGCUGAUUAUAGUUUAACAACAAAAUGUGCUCCACUUAUUCAAAAAUAUUGUGCGAAUGAAAAUAAACAAAAUAUUUUAUUAUGUUUACGACGUAAUAUCAAUCAAGAUAGUACACCAAAUAUAUGUCGAACUGUUUUAUAUCAUCGUUUAAUGAUUUUAAAUAGUGAUGCUCGUUUUAAUAAAGGUUUAAUUGAAAAUUGUCAAACUGAUAUUACUCGAUAUUGCUCAAAUGAAAUUAUCGAUGAUGAUAAUGAUGGCGAUGAUGAAUCCGAUGAUGGUGAUGAUAAUGACAAUAAUAAUAAUAAUAAUAAUAAUGAUGAAAAUACUGAUGAUAUAAAAGAUCGCGAUAUGGGUGGUCGAAUAAUUGGAUGUUUACGUUCAAAAUAUGCUAAUACACAAGUUGAAUUAGAACCAAAAUGUAUUACAGAAUUAAUUGAUGUUAUUCAAACAUCAAAACUUGAUAUUGAAAUUGAUGUUAAACUUUAUCAAAAAUGUAAGACUACCAUUAAUGCAAAUUGUCCAGGUGGUGAUAAAGAAGAUUGUCUAAAAUUAUUAUAUCAAAAAAAGCAACUUGCUGAUGACGGUUGUAGACAAGAAGUUACACGUAUUAUAAGAGAAGGAAGAGCUGAUAUACAUACUGAUUCGGCAUUAUCAACUGCAUGUCAAUUUGAUAUUCUUAAAUAUUGUAAUGAUAUCCCAAUAGGAAGUGGUAAACAAUUAAAAUGUUUAAUAAAACAGAAAAAUUCUGUCUCGAGUUCUUGUCGAAGUAUUUUAUUAAAACGACAAGAAUUAUGGAAAAGUAUCUCUCAUAUAGAUGAUAUCGAUGAUUUAGCAAGACAAAUUGUCGAUUCGAAUAAUCAAAUAUAUAUCUAUGCAGUUAUUCUUACAAUAUUAUUUUUUAUAUUUAUAGCUGGUUGUCUUUGUCGUCCAUGCGUUCGAUAUCGACGUAUGCAAGGCUAUAAAAGAAGUCGCUAA
This is a messenger RNA of Rotaria sordida, 3501 nucleotides long. The record is from the annotation of a GenBank genome assembly. NCBI's taxonomy places the organism in Eukaryota, Metazoa, Rotifera, Eurotatoria, Philodinida, Philodinidae.